AUGGCGGGCAUACCAUUCACCAAGCACUCAUCGGCCCUCACCCAAACCGAAGAGCUGCUCACAGCCGACAAGAGCGUGCUUACCGAGAUGCACAUACCUGAUCUGGAUGAUGCCAUUAAGGAAUUUACCGAACUUAAGGAAGCCCAGAAAAUGAGAAGUAAACAAGAGAAGAGUCAGCAUCACCACCAGGGAAAGGAAUGCGAAUGUGUGGGACGUGUUCAGAAGGCGGAGCUGAGUGUGCUGGCCCUGCAGUACCACAUGCACCGACAGUACUGCAGCAAUGGUCAUCUGCCAGGUAAAUCUUCAGCCAAUAUUAUGGCUGUUCUAAAAAAACUGGAAUUGGACUAUACUAAGAUGAGAGAGGAGGUCCUGGCAGGGAUUCCUUUGGAUCAGCUUCAGCCUUUGACAGUAGAUUGUGAUGAGUGUUUGGCUGAAAGAAAGGCCAAGAUGGACUGCGGCAAGGGUGCGUGGAAAGAGCUGAACACGGGAGCGGUGUGGGACGAUGCUGAGGAAAAUCUUGAUCCAGCCUUGAUACCUGCUGAGUUGAAAGAGCAAUCAGGGGAGAUGUCAGAUGUUAACACAGAAUUGGCCAAGGAAAUGACUACUGGACUUGGUUUGCUUUACGUAGCCAACAAUGUGACUAAGAAAAGUUUCAGCAUCAGGAGCACACCCACAGCAAAGAUAACAGUGGUGUCCCUGCAAUAUGGCACAAUGGCGGCAUUCGACACCCUGAUGGCUGAGCUGACGCACUUCCACCCCUGCGUGCCGAGGCGGAGCAUUGUGGAUGCUUUGGAGGAGCUGUGGGACAUUUACCAAAGUGACCUCUGGCCUCUGCCCCUCACCACUAUCAGGCAAAUGGCAUCCGACCUCCUUACCAGGCCAGCGAAUGUGACACCACCUUAAGAUGACAUUUUGUCGACAUUGUACUUCUAUUUGGCCUUUCAAAGUCACGAUAUGCCCACAAAGUUUGAAAAUCCCCAGUUGGGUACAAAUAUGGUUACAUUUGGGAGCCGAUGCCAGCAGGAUACGUUAGAUUUGUGCUAUCGUGAUAGUUUUUGCUUUCAGAAGUUUCCUCCGCCAGCAUACUGUUAUGUUCCAAUAGAGCUCUGUUAAAAUAAUUUGUUUCCUGCUUAGUCGAACGGCCCUUGGUGGAAUAAAAACACUAGGAUUCACACCAAUGUUAAUGUGCAUUUAAACUAGGUAUGUUUUAUUACAGCUGUUUAAUGGAUACAAAAUGUUCAUCUCAUUGAGAAUGUAUUAUUUUUCUCUAUACAAAUGCAAAAAAAAGUUUCUCUUUUAGGUCGAACUUCUGUUGGCUGUCAUAAGUACAGCUUUACAGCCUGUUUUUGGUUUGUUUUUUGCA
Messenger RNA from Syngnathus acus (greater pipefish), 1363 nucleotides. RefSeq names its product RNA binding motif protein 44 (gene rbm44). The transcript has 8 exons. The record is from RefSeq and is a predicted model, not a curated record. Lineage: Eukaryota; Metazoa; Chordata; Actinopteri; Syngnathiformes; Syngnathidae. The coding region runs from base 1 to 903 and encodes 300 amino acids.